AUGGAUGUAGACAUAUCAAGAUAUACUACAUGUAUUACAGUAAUUCUACUAAAAUUUAGUGAUAUAGAACUUAGAAGAUCUACUGAAGUUAACAAUUCGAUUAUAAUGUUUCUUGAAAAUGAAUCACUAUAUUUAACAUUCAACAAGAUGAUGGAUUUUGUUAUUUAUCAUCAGGAAAAUAACUCUUUGAAUCAAGACAACCACUUUGGUAUCUCCCUAGUAGUAUGUUUAUCUACAAUAUUUCUAUUACUGAACAAAUAUGGUGAAUAUUUUGUGAGCUCUAAAAUUUUGAAGAGCACAUUCAAGAAUUUGUUUUUAUAUGCUUUUGCUCAUCCAAAGCUAUUCCUACAUAGAAAUGAUAAUAAAUGUAAUCAUGAUUCUUCUAUGUGCAUUAAUUGCCUAAACUAUGGUUUAAAUAGUUUAGACAUAAAAAUCAAAAUGGUUACAUUAUUGUGCAUUAUAGUGUAUUUUAUUAAUAAAGAGCAAGAUGUAGAAAUGACUUGGAAUAUAGAUGAAUCUAUCUUAUAUCAUGUUUAUAUGAAUUGUUUAUUGUAUAUCUUACCAAACAGCCAUAAUAAUGAGUAUAGCUUGAUAGAGGAAGCCAUAUUUGCAGUACUUUGUUCUAUUUUAUAUUUAAGCAAUGACAAAUCUACCUCCUAUUCUAUUAUGAAUAAUAUCUAUUUACAAAAAUAUAUAAUUGACUAUUUUUUACAGAAGAUCAUGAUAAAUUUAGGUUCAACUAUGAACUUAGAUUAUCCCUUCAAAUACUUUAACUUUAUGAUUUAUAUAUUAUAUAUAAUAAAUGCAUCACCUUGGUGGUUUGAUAUUCAUACUAUUGUUAAUAUCCCUUUUGUAAAAAAGAUUGGUAAUUUAUAUAAUUAUGUAAGAAGUUUCUGUGAUGAAGAUAAUAACUUGGAGAAUAAUACAUAUGGCAAGCGUUAUUUAGCAGUAUUAGAAGCUAUAUUAAAGAGUAUACUAUCCAUAGUUCAUAGAUCAAAUAAUAUUUCAGAAGAUGAAUUCUUAAAUAAAGAAGAUAAUGAUGCAAAAGUAUAUAGCUGUUUAAUAGAAGAUAUACUGAUGAAUCAACAGUUAGAUAUUAAAUUAAAUGAUAAAAGUAAAUUAGAAAGUAUAUUUAAGGUUAUAGAUAAUCAUUCAACUGAUAAAGCUGUUGAGAAUUGCCUGAAACUCUCAUUCAAUGUAGUAUUAAACAAUAUUGUAAAGUAUUAA
Cryptosporidium muris RN66 is the source of this 1227-nucleotide messenger RNA. RefSeq lists its product as uncharacterized. The record is from RefSeq and is a predicted model, not a curated record. The transcript is spliced from 2 exons. The coding region runs from base 1 to 1227 and encodes 408 amino acids. Lineage: Eukaryota; Apicomplexa; Conoidasida; Eucoccidiorida; Cryptosporidiidae.